AUGCGCCUCAUCCCGUCGAGUCCGGGACUUCUUAAUACGAUAAUCUCAAUUGCCGCCUUACAUCGAGCCCAGCGAGCGAAUACGUUACAUAUCAGCAGUCAGAUCAAUUCGGAUACAGGAAACAAAACAGACCUACAGAGCCAAAUCACUACGCCACAGCCCUCCAAGCCAUUCUACGAUGCCUUACUACAUAAACAAGAAGCGUUAUGUCAUAUUCGAAACGAGUUUCAAAAUCCAAAUGUCGCAAACCACGACGGAGCAAUCGCCGCCGUAUUAAUGUUCAUCUGGUUAGAACUAAUGGACUCGGGACGAGACUCGUGGCGAUAUCAUCUCACCGCACUGCGAAACAUCAUGCAAAAGAGUCUGUUCCCGGUAUUGGAAAACGCAAAAAGCUUCAUGUCCACGUUCUCAAGUUCCUGCGAAUACUUCGAAAUGACAUAUGCAAUUUUCGACAUAAUAGGCUCAACAUUCGUCAAACCAAUGCAACCCUCCCACGCCUACCAGCCGCUCUUCACAAAAAUGUCCACAAUAGACAUCCUCCAACUAGCCGAAUCGCAAACCUGGAUCGGCUGCCCAGCCGAACUCCUCUACAUAAUUUCCCUAGCAAAAACAGUCCCCCAAACAGCCGAACAAGGCAAAUCCCUAAAAACACACUUAACAUCCCACCUAACGAGCUUCUCACCGCGACGCUGGGCAAUCGCCGGCCCAGAUAUAGCCCGACUAAUGCCCCGCUACCAUUUCGCCUGUGCGUACCGGGACGCCGUCUCUAUAUAUAUCUCACAAGUUACAUUUGGGUGGGUUGGAUGCGAGUGGGAGGUUGAUUCGAGUGAUGGUGGGCUUGAGGUUGAUCUUGAUGCGACGAUCAUGCAUCUUAAGGAGAUUAGUCCUCAUGAUGCGUUUUACAAGGCGCUUGUGUGGCCGGCUUUUGUCAUUGGUGCCGAUGCUAAGCUUGAGAAGCAGAGAGUUGCUAUUCGGGAGGUUUUUGGGCGUUUGUGGAUUGUUUGGAGAGCUGGGAAUGUUAGUAAUGCUUUGAGAGUUUUGAGGGAGAUUUGGAUGAGGGGUGAUGAGGAGUUGUGGUCUAAGCCUUGGAUUGGGUUCCUUUAUGAGUGGGGGGCUGAUUGGAUGUUUGUUUAA
Penicillium antarcticum is the source of this 1134-nucleotide messenger RNA. Its product is annotated as transcription factor domain-containing protein. Bases 1 to 1134 code for a protein of 377 amino acids. Gene Ontology annotation, cellular component: nucleus. Lineage: Eukaryota; Fungi; Ascomycota; Eurotiomycetes; Eurotiales; Aspergillaceae. Gene Ontology annotation, biological process: positive regulation of transcription by RNA polymerase II. The record is from RefSeq and is a predicted model, not a curated record. Gene Ontology annotation, molecular function: DNA-binding transcription factor activity; transcription cis-regulatory region binding. The transcript is spliced from 2 exons.